AUGAAGCUCCUUGCGUCCGCCAUCUCCCUCCUCGCCGCCGCCGUGUCGGUUGUGCAGGCCGUCAGUGUGUCUGGGCCAAGGCUUUUGGCCGUUGUCGACGACCUCGCCGACAAGGACACCUACUCAACCUUCCUUGGCGAUCUUGAAGGUCGUGGUUUCAGCAUCUCCUACGAGACGGCGAAGAGCAGCACUGUCUCGCUCUUUCGCCUCGGCGAGCGUGCCUAUGACCAUGUCAUCUUCUUCCCGACAAAGGCAAAGGGCCUUGGCCCCAACUUGACCCCUCAGCUGCUUGUCCAGUUCCUCAACGCCGAGGGCAACGUCCUCGUGGCCCUCUCCAGCGCCAACGCCGCCUCCUCGUCUAUCGUGUCCCUCCUGAGCGAGCUCGACAUAUCCCUCCCCUCUGACCGCACCGGCCUCGUCGUCGACCACGUCAACUACGACUCCCUCGCGGCCGCUGACCACCACGACGUCCUCCUUCUACCUGUCCCAGCCGCGCGCUCAGGCGUCAAGUCGCUCUUCGACACCCCCGCGUCCGCCAGUGGCGAGCAGCUGCUCGCCUUCCCUCGCGGCGUCGGCCACGUCCUGGGCGACAGCCCCUACCUCGCGCCGAUCGUGUCCGCCCCGCGCACUGCCUACAGCUACAACCCCCAGGAGCAGGCCGAUGCCGUGUCUGGCGGCCCCGACAGCGAGCUCUUCGCGUCCGGUGCCCAGCUGAAGCUCGUGUCCGGCCUGCAGGCGCGCAACUCGGCGCGCUUUGCGCUGCUGGGCUCGGCCGAGCUGCUGUCAAACGCCUGGUUCGACGCCAAGGUCAAGCUGCCGGCCGCUGGCGCCAAGACCGUCCCCACCUACAACCGCGAGUUUGCCCGUCGCCUCGCCGGCUGGACCUUCCAGGAGACGGGUGUGCUGCGGGUCAACUGGAUCGAGCACCGCCUCAACGAGCACGGCGCCAGCAACGCGUCCAAUCCAGAGAUCUACCGCGUCAAGAACGAUGUCGCCUACGCCAUCUCUGUCUCGGAGCACGCCUGGGACACGUGGACGCCCUUUACGGUGCCUGCCGGCGACGAGCUGCAGAUUGAGUUCUCCAUGCUGUCGCCCUUCCACCGCCUGCCCCUGCACGUCGUCCCCGCGCAGGCGACCGACGACGCCACUGUCUACGCCGCGCACUUCACGCUGCCCGACCAGCACGGCAUCUUCAACUUUUUGGUCGACUACAAGCGCCCCUUUUUGACCUACCUCGACGAGAAGAUCACCGUGUCUGUCCGGCACAUGGCCCACGACGAGUGGCCACGCUCGUACGUCAUCUCCGGCGCCUGGCCCUGGAUCACCGGCAUAGGCGCCACCGUGACCGGCUGGCUGGCCUUUUGCGCUCUGUGGAUGUACUCCAAGCCCACCGGCCAGGUGGCUGUGGGCAAGAAGACGCAGUAA
This is a messenger RNA of Sporothrix brasiliensis 5110, 1425 nucleotides long. Its product is annotated as oligosaccharyltransferase complex subunit beta. Gene Ontology annotation, cellular component: oligosaccharyltransferase complex; endoplasmic reticulum membrane. The transcript has 3 exons. Bases 1 to 1425 code for a protein of 474 amino acids. NCBI's taxonomy places the organism in Eukaryota, Fungi, Ascomycota, Sordariomycetes, Ophiostomatales, Ophiostomataceae. The record is from RefSeq and is a predicted model, not a curated record.